AUGGUCUAUUUGUCGAUUGCCACUUCUUCCUUCCAGUCUCAGGUGUCUGAUCUGCUGCCAUGUAAUAACAAUAAUAAGUCUACCCUUAUUUACACAAUGCUAAAGGCCUACGGACUUCUGCAGUAUUUUAAUCAAGUUAUAGAUCUGCCAAGCUGUUCAAAAUCUGACUUUCGACUGUUUCAUUCAAAAGAGUACUUGGAAAUUCUACUGGAUCCCCUGCUUAACGAGACUUUAGAAUGGGAAGAUGAUGCAGAGUGGCAGAAGAUGGGGUUAGUAGCUUCUGCAUGGACUGAGCUUCAUCAAGUGGCUGACAGCAAACAACCUGGGUGGUUUGAGUCUAAGCGUCGACUAUACCAACAUUUUUCAGAUGACACUUGUGUAAACUCUGCGGACACUCCACCAAAAAAAUCGCGAUGGGAUGAACUACAAGAAUUACUAGCUGCCGAAGAUCCAGAGCUAAAUCCAAAUUCAGGGUCCGCGCCAAACGUUGAAGUCGAGGCUUUCCUUUUUGAAGAGCACAAGCUGAAUGAAUUUGGUUUAUGCCACGAUUGUCAUGUUUUUGGUUAUCUGCCCAUGUAUUGCCAUGUUGUGACUGGGGCAACAUUGGCUUUAGCACGAUGCGCUUCCAAUCAAAAAACGCGAACAGUAUCAAUUAAUUGGGAUGGAGGUCGGCAUCAUGCCUUGAGGUCAAAGGCGAGCGGUUUUUGCUACGUGAAUGACAUCUCCAUUCUAAUUCAAAAGCUAAGGAGACUUGGAAUACAAAACGUAAGCUAUGUUGAUUUUGAUUUGCAUCACGGAGAUGGGGUUGAGCGUGCAUUUCAAUACUCUACAAACGUUCAGAGCAUAUCUGUUCAUCUAUUAGAACCAGGCUUUUUCCCAGGUUCAGGGACUCUCAAGGACGCAAGUCGUGGUAAAAAUGUGGUCAACAUUCCUGUACUCCAUGGAUUUGACGACGCUUGUUUGCGUAAGGUUGUGCACCGGAUUAUUAUCCCAUGUUUGCAGCGCCAUGCCCCUCAAGUUAUUGUGAUACAAUGCGGAGCGGAUGGAUUAAUGGGGGACAAAUAUGCAGAAUGGCAGUUGACAAUCAAAGGACUUGCUACAAAUAUCUUGGAAUUGGUUCGCGCUUUUCCACAGGCUAAUAUAGUACUUUUGGGUGGUGGUGGGUAUAAUGAAAAGCUUACGAGUCGUUUUUACACAUAUCUGACCUGGAUACUCAUCUCAGAAUUUUCAGAUAUGUGCAAUUCCUCUAAUCCGUUCAAUCGCGACGAAGAUGUAAUUCCCGACCACGAAUUUUUAGAGUGCUACAAGGAAGAGUUUUACAAAUUUUGGUACUACGAUACAAAUGGCUGUCACACCAAAUUCUUGAAAAAUGACAACAGCGCCGAUUAUAUCGAGAGAUUAGUCCGUUUUUAUGAUUUGUGA
Messenger RNA from Lachancea nothofagi CBS 11611, 1422 nucleotides. NCBI's taxonomy places the organism in Eukaryota, Fungi, Ascomycota, Saccharomycetes, Saccharomycetales, Saccharomycetaceae. The record is from the annotation of a GenBank genome assembly.